Molecule: messenger RNA, 2901 nt
Organism: Saccostrea cuccullata (small rock oyster)
Lineage: Eukaryota; Metazoa; Mollusca; Bivalvia; Ostreida; Ostreidae
Product: transient receptor potential channel-like
Exons: 17
Biological process (GO): calcium ion transmembrane transport
Cellular component (GO): plasma membrane
Molecular function (GO): ligand-gated calcium channel activity
Source: RefSeq, a predicted model, not a curated record
AUGGUAGGUGAUGGGAUAGACAGAAAUAUAUACCCAUCAGACAAAUAUGAUCCUGUCACAUUCUCCACUGACCAAGGGGGUGCUGCCUCCUCCUCCAUGCCCGACUACAAGAGAUACCAACAAGAGAGCUUCUAUGAAGUUCAGACGUCACUAACACUGGAGGAGGCCCGAUACUCAGAAAUGAGCAAAAAGAUCGCGUGAUUGGGUCGAAUUUCAAUUCUCUUUAUAUACAUGUUCCUUGAUAGAGCUUUCGAUUUGAUCUUUGUUGUCGUUAAUUGCCCUUGCAACCAGUUGCAAUCUUCGAAGAAAAAAAUGGCAGGUGUUGGGCUGGACACAAAAAUAUACCCAUCAGAUAAAUAUGAUCAAGUGACCUUCUCCACUGAUCAAGGGGGAGCUGCAUCCUCUUCCAUGCCCGGCUACAAAGGAUACCAACAGAAGAGUUUUUAUGAUGAUCAGAGUCCGGAGUGGGGUCGAAUUCAGUGGCAUUCGAUGGAACUGAACCAGGAUUUUGAAUUUCAAAAGAGGAAACGAGAACAUAUAACAUUUGUAAAGCAGCAUUUCCGACAAAUAGAAUGCAGUAAAUUUGUGCCAAAACCAAACCAAACCUCAGUCAAGAAAAUAAGGGACUUAAAGUGCCAUUGUGGAGAGAUUCUGACAGAGCAUGCUGGGCUUUCUAAUGCACAACCAAUGAAUAACGUCCAGAGAGAUAUUGUGGAGGCCUAUCUUAUUCCAGACACUAAUUUGCGAAGCAUCAUAAAUCGAGAAACACUUUUCAAAGCCCCACCAAGCAAUAUGCCUGUAGUUCCGUGGAGCAAAGAGGAAGCUUUUCGGGAGAAUAUUUGUACAACGUUUGGGAAAAUAAGUUUUAUAAACAAUGAUAACCAGUUAGGGGGAUAUAAACCUGCAAAGUAUGUUCGACUGAGUCAUAAGGAUUCCGUAGACAAAUGCCUGGAGCUGAUGGAGAAGCACUGGAAGAUAAUGGAGCCUAAGCCGCCCAGUCUGUGUAUCUCAGUGAUAGGAGGGGCAAAAAGCUUCAAACUGGACAACAAAAUGAGGGAAACCUUCAACACAGGUCUUAUCAAGGCUGCGAAGACAACUAACGCGUGGCUGAUCACGACGGGGUCCAAUGUGGGGGUGAUGAAGGCGGUGGGUAACGCCAUCAGUGAGGGUCAGUCCUUCCUGUGGGACAACGACAGAAUCACCCACACACUGCGUCUGAUCGGAAUCGGGCCCUGGGGGUACGUCAAGGACAGAAAGUACCUAGAGAGUGACGGCAAUGGUCAUUUUCCGGUGCAUUUUAAGACCAGUAAUGUCAUUAUUCACGGUAAACCUGUCCCCCUGAAUCCUAACCACACCCACUUUGUGUUUGUGGAUGACGGGUUCAGGAACACGUACACUGGGGCCUCGGAGUUCAGGGCUCAGUUUGAACAGAAAGUUUCCAAACCUAAAGAAGCUGGAGGUUUAGGCAUUCCCCUCGUCUUGGUGAUCUUAGAGGGAGGGACGGAUGCCAUUCAUGAUGCCAUGGUGACCCUAGAACACAAAAUUCCCGUCGUCGUCUGCUCGGGAACGGGGCGAGCGGCGGACAUAUUGGCUUAUGCCUACUCUAAAACUCGCAGCAAUAAGGGAGAACUGAAUCCCAAACAUGAAGGAAAGUUGAAGGAGAAAAUAUUAGAUGCUUAUGGAGAGAGAUGGAAGGAAAAGGAUAUUGAGGAAAAUCUAAAGGAAAAUAUGAAAAAUGUGACGAAAUGCAUGGAGCAUAGAGAAUUGAUCAACAUUUUUCCGAUGAACAAACAUGAGGAUUUGGACAUUGCCAUUCUGACUGCUUUACUGAACUCUAAAGCCGGAGACACAUCAGACGAGAUUCGACAGAACCAACUUAAGCUGGCCUUGACCUGGGACAGGGCUGACAUAGCUCAGGAGGAAAUCUUCAGGGAGGACAUCCUGUGGCCCACUGGGAGUCUGGAUGACGUGUUAAUGGAGGCUAUUAUAGAGGAGAGAGUGGAGUUCAUGACCCUGAUUUUACAGCAGAACGUGGUGAUGAAGGAGUUCCUGACCACGGAGAGGCUCCAGAGACUCUACGAAAUGUCUCUAGCAAGAACAGACAGCAUUCAUCUCCGGAAGCUGAUGGAUCGUAAGAUAAACACGAGAAUAUUUACUUACGACAGUCUGGCCCGGCUCAUGGAGUCGCUGAUGGAUAAAUACGACCACAACAUAGAGGAAGACAACGUAGAAGAUACUAAUGGAGUCAAGUUUACACCGGUCAAGACGGCCGGCCAGAGACAGUUUAAAUGGCCGUAUAAACAGCUGAUGAUUUGGUCCAUUCUUAUGUUAAGACAAAAAUUGGCCAAGUUUGCGUGGCAGAUGGGGAGUGAACCGGUGACAAGCGCGGUGGCGGCCUCCAGGAUUUACGGCAGUAUGGCGGAACACAUCCACAGCAACGAGUCAGCACUUAAGGAAAAAAUCCUAGAGUACAAAGAUGAAUUUGAACACAUAGCUAAGAGCGUCCUUGACGAGUGCCAUUUAAAAGAUCAAGAAAAAGCCAUGAUGUUGGCCGAGAGGAAAUCGCCGACGUGGAGUUCAAUGACGAGUCUACAGAUCGCGGCUUCAGCCGUUAACAGGGCAUUCCUUUCCUCAGUGGCAUGUAAAAAUUCUAUAGAUAACACGUGGAACCGAGGCAUUCAAGUCCAACCUUACCAGGUAAACACGAAUUCUGAUCAUGACAACUCAUUUUUUUUUUGUAUAUUUGAAGGUUUAUCUAUCUUCCGUGGCAUGUCAAAAUUCAAUCGACGCCACGUGGCGACGUGGAAUCCCGUACGAAACAGUCCGGGCGGCUUAGACACGACUCAGGCACGGAUUCCGUCUCCAGAAACCCAUGCUUUAGCAUUCCGUGCUCCUAUGUAA